Molecule: messenger RNA, 3774 nt
Organism: Ostreococcus lucimarinus CCE9901
Lineage: Eukaryota; Viridiplantae; Chlorophyta; Mamiellophyceae; Mamiellales; Bathycoccaceae
Exons: 1
Coding region: 1-3774 (1257 amino acids)
Molecular function (GO): protein binding
Source: RefSeq, a predicted model, not a curated record
AUGGCUAAAAAUAAGUCUCUCGAGCAUGGUUGCCUGGCGUGCAGCUUUGGAUUUGAUUUCAAGCGACGGGGCAACUUGACUCGAGUACGCGAUUCAGUCGUGGCGUACACUGUUGGAAAUCUCUUGACCUUGCGAGACGUGAAAACACAAAGGCAGACGUACCUGCGGAGCGCGGAGGGGGGCAAUAUCGGCUUGGUCGCCGUGGAUGGAGAUGGCACGCACAUUGCGAUCGGCGAGAAUGGUGCGGCGCCCCGAAUAUCAAUAUAUAGUUACCCUUCACUUGAGCUCGUAAACACGAUUCACGGCGGCGCCGCGGCGUGUUACUCGACUGGAAAAUUUUCUCCAGACGGACAGCUUCUCGCGAGCGUGAGUGGGCUCCCAGACUAUUGGCUCACUUUGUGGGACUGGAAGACAGCAAAGACAGUCCUUCGUGCCAAAGCGUAUGGACAAGAAGUGUUUGACUUAUCCUUCCUAGGCGCUAACUCGGAGCGAAUGAUCACUCACGGCGCUGGUCACAUUCAGUUUUGGCAGAUGGUCAAGACGUUUACUGGAUUGAAGUUACAAGGUACUCUUGGAAAGUUCAACGGCGAACCUCUGUCCAAUAUCACGUGCGUGUUGGAGUUACCCUUUAAUGAUAUGAUUUUGACGAGCACAGAGUAUGGCGCUCUACUAAUCUGGGUCGAUGGGCGCGUUCAGUACAAAAUAAUGCGAGCAAACGCGUCGAGCGACGAUGAAGACUGCCACGGCGGUUCGAUCGAGACGAUGAUUUAUAUCAACAACGGUUCAGUGAUUCUCACGGCGGGCGAUGAUGGGUGGGUUCGAGAAUGGAAUAUUGACGAGAUUCGUCGCGUCAUAUCGUCGCAAAGCAAAGGGGUGGUUUGUAUGAAACCCAUCUCAGAGCGCUCAAUCGAUGGAGCCAAUAUCCGCCACAUUUGCGCGCUUGAAAAUAAGUUAUUCAUUCAAGACAGCGGGCGAGGGUUAGUGUGUUCUUUGGACGAUGAUGAUAUGGAGCGUCCUGUUGUUUCUGCGCACAGUGGUGUCAUCACUGCAUGCGAGACUUCGCUGAACAGUACUCACUUGAUCACUUGCGACAAUAUCGGAGAAGUGCACUGCUAUGAUUAUUUAUCCCGUGCGUUUCUCUACAAAAGUCGGUUCAGCUGUUCGGCGACGGCACUUACUAACGUACCUUUGAAUGUCAAUGAAGAUGGGAGAUGUAUCGUCGUUGGAUUUGCCGAUGGUGUCGUUCGCGUUCUCGUGAGAAACACGUCCUCUUGGCGCUUGGCUCUCGCGCUCAAGCCACACGCGCAUGCCGUCGAGCAGUUCACAUGGAGUUCUGAUGGUGAGUAUUUGGCAAUCGCUGCUGCUAAUAAUACUGUGUUUAUUUUCAGUUCAUCUUCCUUCGCAUCGACGUUGCAAUUUGAGCCAAUUGGUUUCAUACGCCUGAGUGCUCGCCCGAAGAAGAUAUUUUGGGAUGGUGAAAGUAUUUUUGGUGCUCAAAUCGAGGACGAGAUGCACUGCUUUGCCGUCCAUCGUGACUUGGGUGAGUCUCGUAAAGAUUCGUACGAAAUCGAUGUCACUCCUCGUAUUACCACCGAUGUAGAAACCAAGAACGCCGUUGAUGAAUCUUUCAGCGCGAUAACGUAUGAUAAUUCUUACUGCGUUAAAAUCUGUAAAUCGGGAUCUUUUGAAGUACACGCGUUAAGCGAUGCUUCUCCAUCAAACACACACUCUUCAAUCGACGAGGCGCUGUGCAUCUAUCCAGAAGUCGAAGCGAUCGACACACUCUCCGCACAGUGCGCGUCCAUCGAAGAGGUACUGCAGCGAGAACGCGCGAAGGAAUUGAGCGAGGAAGAAGCGGCAGCACUUAUACGACUCUCGAGCUUGGUGGCGCUCUGUCGAGAUGAAUUCAAUGUCAUCAUUGAAGAAAAUGCAAAACUUCCUCGAGAGAUGCGAAUCUCUGGCGCAGAACUUCUCGUAGACGAUACACAAAUGCGCCGAAUUCGCGAGGAUUCAGUACACUGGUUAAAAGCGACUCACGACAAGCUUCAAAGCUCAGUUAUGUGUGCUGAAUCUGUCUCAAAUCAACUGCAAAAAAGUUAUUACGACAAAAUAAUGGCCCUUCCUCGUAUGAUUCAUUCAUCUAGCGAAGCUUUGACGUGCUCAUCUUUUGCGUUGCGCGCUGGAAGCGAGGGUGAUUGGCAGACAACUACGGUCGCAGAGGCGACAGUUCAUGAAUGCGAACAAGAGAUGCGUGUCGUUCAUGUGCAAAAUACUUGCAUAAGUGAAAAUGCGCACGAAAGACAGAGCAUCGAAGGCUCUGAAAUGAGUUCAGAGGCUCGACGGCGCUUCGAAAGAUUACGGAGGAACGAAGAGUUGAGAAAAUUGGAGAAGGCAGAGCCUUUGAAAGACCAAACAGACGACAGCGAAGCGUUGAAACGCGACAAUCUUGGCGAUGGGUUUCCAUUGCGUUGCGUUCCGGAUUCACGUGUACCACCUGAAGACAAAUUAACGACGGAGGGUAAACUUUCCGAAUUGAGAUAUGUCGAUGGUCAACUACGCGGCAACCAGAGCCGGUUCAAUCGAGAGUUUGAUUGCAUCGAUGCGAAGGACGCUGUCACCGAUGAAGAUCUUAUCUCGCUAUGCCAUCUAAAAGCAGAUAUCAUCGCGCGAAGUAAAGUCAUUGAACUUUUUCGUAUUGUAGUGCAUCGCGAGCUGAGCGUCAUGCCUGAAUAUGACGUGAAGAACACCGAAAUGCAAAAUGCUCAACGGCAAGCAAAGGAAGAGGUCGAAACCGCUCGUGCGGCGGUAGAAAAUGCCCAGACGGCCGUAAACGAUCAACAGACCAAAUUAGAGGGGCAGAACGGAGUAAAAGCGGAAAUCGAGGCGACAUUUGACAAAUUCAUGAUUCCAGGCGUCCCGCGAGCGGCAUUGCUCAAAGUUUUCCACAAACGCGUCGUCAAUAAAACCGAACAAAAGAGCGACAAAGGUGACUCCGAUUCCGACUUAGACUCUGAUUUUGACGAUGAUUCGUACUAUUCGUCGUCAGACGAAGAAAAUGGCGACACUUGCCCAAAAGGUUGCGACAGUGCUGUCUACGAGCGCGUGUGCGAUCUUCGUUUGCAAAGAAUCGAAGCCAUGGACGCAAUAACUGAAAUACAACGGGCAUUGGAUGGGAAGAAAAAGAUUCACGAUGCCGCACUGAAAAAGUUGCGAAGUUUGGAGGAAAACGUACGGGUACUCGAGAGAGAUGCGGAUGCUUUUGAGAAGGUAAAGCAGCAAAGUUUGAACGGGCUCAGGACUGCAUUCGUGUUGCCGGUGAGCUGCGUCGAGACGAGUCAAGGCGACAUGGACGACAUGAUUAUUUUCUCCAAGACUCGCUUAGCAGAACUUGAGAAUAAAGUCGUAGAGUGGGAUGCAGAAGUCUUAAAAUUGAAACGUCAGCAGCAGGAGUUAAAGCGAGAGCACUCCUCGCUCAUCGCGCAACGUUCCGCUAAGGCGAAAGAAUUUCAGAGUCUGCAACGCAAAUACUCUGAGACUCAGAUCCGAAAGUUUGGAAAGCUCAUCGUUCUGGAAGAUUUAGACAAGGUUGUGAAUAAUGGUCAAGGCACAGAAGAUUUACGCGACAAGCUCAAGGUACAAGAGCUGGAGAAUGCGCGUGAGCUGCGAGAGAUUAAAAAAGACAUCUCAAAUGUUGAAAGAGAAGUGUUGAAUCUCACGGAAGCGCAUACCACGUGUCUCAAUGAACUUCUCGCGCUGCGCUCAGUCAAAGUCUAA